Molecule: messenger RNA, 11974 nt
Organism: Dreissena polymorpha
Lineage: Eukaryota; Metazoa; Mollusca; Bivalvia; Myida; Dreissenidae
Exons: 24
Coding region: 141-8405 (2754 amino acids)
Biological process (GO): Notch signaling pathway; protein ubiquitination
Source: RefSeq, a predicted model, not a curated record
UCGUUUUCCAUUACAGAAAUGUAGGCCAAAAGAAUAACAGCGGAUAAUACUAUAAGAUCUAAGCACAAUGCUCACUGAGGAAUAGGAAAUUCCUUUUUUUUUAUUUUAAAGUGAUUGUUUUAAAAACAAACACAAAUCAAAUGGCAGACCAGGAUCAUUUUGAGCAAGAAGGUAAACGUCCGCCGAAUGAAUCAAAAAGAAAAGAACGUCGACAGAAGACUACUAUGGGGAGUAAUGCACAAUGUUUAACAUCAUCAGGGUUCAAAUCUCAGUCUUUAAACACACCAGAUCAAACAAGUGGUAGACCGACAAAGAAAGAAUCUAUUGGAAAAAAGCCAAAGAAUCAGAGUCAAGAAUCAACUGAUUCCCCUAAACCACCACCAGAAGCAACGCAUGAUAAAAGGUUUAGCCAACAUCCGAGCACUGACUUUGGUGGCUCAUUAAGAACCCCUUCUUUAAGGGAAAACUCGGGCAGUUCCAAAGAGUUGUCGUCAACAUAUCAUACUGGGUCAGAUUCUGCCAAAUCAAACUCUUUCGCCGCUUCUUCAAGGACCAAUAGCAAUUCAGAACGACCGGGAGUUCACACUCUUGCGCGGCAGUCGAGUAAAUCUGCAUUAAAUUGCAAAUCGCAAUCGGCUACCACAGAGACUGAUUUGGGGAGUAAAAUGAUAGUAGGCAACAAUGCGGAUGUUUCGAGAAAUGCCAACGCCGUCUCAAUGACUGACACAUGUGCAGCGCCUGUCUGCGCAAAGAAAGACGACACUCAAGGUAACACAUUAUCCGAAAUGUUAAUUGCAAAGAAAAGAAUUUCACUGACGUUGAAGAUGCCAUCUGAGCGUAAAAAGAAACGAAUACGUGUUGUAGAGGAUUGCUGCUUGGUAGAUGCACUAAAAUGGAAAUUUAUAUCAGAAAGGAUGCUACAAGAUGUUGACAAUCAUAUCAAAAAUAUGUAUUAUAAUCCAAGUCUUCACUUUGAUGAACAGAAAAUGCUUAUUUUGAGGAUUGAACACCCUAAUGAAGUAGAAGCAGUGCUAUUCACACGACAUCUCAUUUGGGAUAUUCUUAUUAAAUUCUCCAACACGCUUAUAUAUGUUUGUGUUGAUGACACUGAUAUGAAGCUAGACUCGUUCCAAUAUUCGGUUCAAGUGUAUGACAAUGGAAAACUUUUUAUUGUUUGUGAUCGCAGAAAUGCUUGCCAUUUAACAGACAUUUUAGGCAAACGGUCUGUUACAGUGCUGUUUCAUGUUCCAAUGGCGCUUCGAAAAUAUUAUGUUAAAUGUAUCGACGUAUUGCCAUGUGAGGGUUCUGAUCAAACGUGUUUGAAUUAUUUAAUUAGCGGAACAAUGGCAGACGUUCUACCUAAGAUUGCAUCUUUUGUUCCGUAUUAUGUACUGGAGUGCACUUUUAUUGAUCAAAUAAGAGAGCACAUUUGUCACUUAGAUAUCGCAGGUGAGUUAGACGGUAUUUUGAAUGAUGCCAACCUUACAUGUGUAACCGAAUUGAUAAACAACAAAGCAUACGUAUAUGGGUUUGCACAGGAAAGCGUGAUCAAAGGAUGCGAAUUGGUCCAAGCAAAUGUCAUCAUUUGCGAAAAAACUUUACCACCAAUGUUUGGUAAUUCUGAAUGUGCGAAAGUUUUGUCAGAACACAAAUCGAAAGCUGGAGGCAAAUAUGUAUUGUAUAUGAGAAAAAACAACAUUGUUGCAAUCGGGUUGGCGAAAGCAAUCGAGAAUGGUUUCAAUUGUGAAACUGACAGGCUCGCUAAAGAAAGCGGAACCGCAUGUGGUAACACUAGCCAAUCACAUUCAUCGGAGCCCUUAGAAGGUGCCUCGGACACUCAUGUGAAGGAAGAAUAUACAACAGACAAAGGUAGCUUAGGUGGAAUUGGUGACGACACAGUGAAAUUAAGUUCGAGUUCAACACAAAAACGCUUGAGUGCAAAACAGAAGUCGGAUAACAUACGCAUGUGGGAAAUCGAAUCAAAGAGAUUAAUUUUGAAUAUGAAUAGAGUUGACAAAAUUGACACUGCUUAUGUUCUUACACGACCACAAACAUCCGAACGAGAUGACAUUGAGUAUACACCGAUGGAAGAUGGACGUUAUUGUAUGAUUUCAAUACCUGAUGCAAAAAGUAGUAGCAUGAAAAUUCUUCUGGACCGGUACAGAAAUCUUUUUGCUGUAUGCAAGAAAUACAAGAUGGACAAGAUAGCAUUAUCGCUAGAAGAAAUUAAUGGCUGGCCCUUUUCGAAGUUCAGCAAGGUCGUCAUUAAAGCCGCACUUGAUACUUUAGAGCAGGGCAGCAUCGACUCGACACCACGGGAAAUAAUACUCUGUGAGGACAGUAAAAGAAAUUUUGAAUCAGCUAUUAAAAUCAUUGAUAAAAUGAUUAAAGACAAAGGAUGUCAAACGCAUAUUGUCGUGGUAGCUGAUCACAUUGAAAGAACUGAGGCCGACGUAAUUGUCAACUCUACAUCAAGGCAACUAGACUUAAAGAAAGGGAAAGUAUCAAAAGCACUUCUCGAUGCUGCUGGGCCUCAAAUACAAAAGGAGUGCCGCGCUAGAUAUCCUAAUGGACUAGGCUUUGAUACAAUUGCUGUCACAAAAGGAUACGAACUUAAAUGUCAACAUGUGCUUCACAUUGCGUUAGACGUCUUCAACAAUGAAACAAGCCGGGAUUGCCUUGAGAGUAUAAAGAACAUAAUUCUGAGAUGUUUACAUUGGGCAAACGAUCAACAAAUGACGUCAAUUGCAUUCCCUGCAUUAGGGACAGGAAAACUGAAGUAUCCACCUUAUUUUGUCUGCAAUGCAAUGUUUGACAGCGUGAAAGCGUUCAGGACAAUUGUUACCGAAAGUAUGAAAGAUUCAACACUCCUUACCGUAAAAUUGAUCGUUCACCCUGAUGAUCACGAUAUUCUGGAGCUUUACACAGCCUUUGCAGAAAAACAUGUACAGAAAACGAUUCAGAAAUCAGAAGAAAUAAAGCCUGAUAUGCAAGGGACAUUAAACGCUUGCCAACUCGUAGUGAUUGAUAUUCCUGAGCACACAUUUGCAGCCUCGAAAUAUUUUUUUUGCAAAACAUGGAGCGAAAUUGAGGCGACGGGUGUUCAAUGCUCGCAUGACCAUGAUGGGAAACUGUCGUUGACUGGUACAGAAAAAGCGUUAGUAAGCGCUGAAGAAAAGGUACGAGGCAUUAUUUCAAAGCUGCAAUCGAUGACAUAUCGGCGUUUCAGUGGUAAAUUAUCAUCGCCAGAUACGCGCCAGAUUUCAAACUUGAAUGGAGUGCUCUGUUAUGAACAUAAAUUUACAAAAGUUAAAGAUGUUUAUACUGAAAACAGUGAAAUUAUGAAAAGGAUUGAGUCCUUAAUGAAUGAUCCUAUCGAGAGCUCUCAAAGAAGAUUAAUGGAGAACAAUUGCGAUAAGAACGCAGAUAAUGAAGAAAAACAGGAAAGUAAACAGAUAAUAAUACAGUCUCCCGAAGAAGAAGUGAAGUGUCAAAAUAAUAGCAUGGUUGCCGCCACUCAAAGACCAGCGAAUGAAUUGGCAAAAGAUGUUGCUAUGUUAGAUACACAAACUGGUGAGAUGCAUUUGAAAGACAACUCGUGUAUUCAUGUAAACAUUAACAAUGAUCUGGAUAACGAUAGUGUUGCAAAUACCGUCAGCAUAACGCCACAGUAUAUAAAUACCGUCAGAGUAACGACACAGUAUACUAGACAGACGUCUACGUCUUCAAAUAGUUCAGUAAAGGAUCAAGUCGAACUAGCAGACAAAGUGUCAACAGAGGGUGAUAUGAAGCUUUCACGUGGUAGAUCAGGAAUCACUAUUCAAGGUCGUUUUAAAAUCAAUGGUAUCAGUGUUGUUAUUUGUCAUGGAGAUAUAUUGGAAGUCAAAGUUGAUUGCAUUGUGAAUGCUGCCAAUAAGGAUUUACAACACAAUGGGGGUAUUGCUGGAUCCAUAGCGGCUGCUGCGGGCAAUGCAAUCUGGGACGAAUCGGAAAUCAUAAUUAGGGAACGUGGACCUCUCGCGACAGGAGAUGUUGUUAUGACGCGUGGAGGGAAUUUACCUGUCUGUAUCCUUCAUGCGGUUGGUCCAUGUUGGUAUGACUACGACAGAAGUAACGUCUUGGGGAUUAAAAAAUGUGUCGAUGAUUUGAAGAAAACUGUUUUAAAUUGUUUGGAAUACGCUGCAACAAAAGGUUACGCAAAAAUAGCUUUCCCUUCAUUAAGCUCAGGUUUGUUCAAAGUUCCAGAGGAAUUGUGUGCAGUACAGUAUGCCAAUGCCGUGCUUAGUUUCAAAAGAGGCGACCGUGUUCAUGAAAUACUCUUUGUUGACAUCAAUCUACACAUGACAAAAUUAAUCGUGUCUACAUUUGACGUUCUAAAAAGGCAAAAUAAAACGAUUGGUAUUGAUUGCAACACUUAUAUUGAAAAGCCAACGAAGUCAGAUCAACAUGAGAAGGGUGCUAAAUGUUAUGAUAACCUUCCUUCUAGCAGUUGCAUAUACGAAGGAUUACUGACCGGUUCAGUCAGCUUAAACAUACACAUUGGCGAUAUAACGCGUCUUAAUGGCGUUCAAAUGGUUGUGUGUAGCGACAAUAAGGCGGGUUCAAAUGCUGGAUCAAUAGCUAGACAGCUGUAUAAAUUAGGUGGAGAUUCAUACAGACAUUUGAAGGCUAAUGCGUUUCAUGAACGGCAAGGAAAAUUAGGGAUAGGUGAUGUGGUCAUUACUGAUGGCGGAAAACUUUCUUUCGAAAUGGUUAUGCACGUUAUUGUUCCCCAAGACCAGAUGCCUGAGAUGCAUUAUGUCUAUAGGCGUUUAUUUAAGGAGGCUUCGGUUCUCGGGGUGUCGUCAGUAGCUGUACCGUUGUUGGGAACUGCUCAAGGGAACUUUUCAGCAGAUGGAAGCAUAAGCGCAUUGCUGAUCGAACUUGAAAAGUUUAGUAUGAAAUAUCAACGGACCUUUAAAGUUCAUGUCGUGAUAGGUAAAGAAGAUAUAGGUUUGGGCAUCCGCGAUAUUGUUGAAAAGUUCGUUAAAGAUCUUUGGGAAAGCAGGUCUAAGGAUUCUGGAGAGGUUUCGGGUAAACGAGUACCGCCUGCUGAUACCCGUAAAGAUGACGUUACAGGUAGUGGUCAUGGAAGCAUCAAAAAAGGUUCAGCCGAAGCUUCUUUAAAGCCUCAAACAAAAACAUAUAAAACGAUAUUAACUGCGGUAGGUAAUGCUUUAUUAAGAAAACGACAAGAGUCUGUUGAAUCUGACGGCAGUAAUGACCACUUUGAAGACGGUCGUCGUGGAAGCAUAAAAAGGGGUACAGCCGAAGCUUCUUUAACAACAGCAGAUAACACUAUAGCCACGGUGGUAAACCCGAAAGAAAAACUAGACGACUGUGUAAUAUGUAUGGACGUGCCAAGUAGCCCGAAGACGUUGAAAUGUGGUCACACAUUUUGCAAUGAUUGCAUUAAGAGUUUAUUCAAGAUCAAACCUAGCUGUCCUAUAUGCGGCGCAGUGUGCGGGGUAAUUUGUGGCGAUCAACCAAACGGCAGUAUGAUCAUAGAAAAACAAGCGUCAAUUCUUGCGGGAUUUGAAAAACACGACACGAUUUCCAUAUGCUACAGGUUUCACGAUAGUCAGCAAGGCCCGAACCACCCAAAACCCGGCGCGUUUGUACGGGGCAUCACCCGGAUCGGUUACGUGCCUGACAACAACGAGGGGAGGCAGGUGUGCGCCAUGUUAGCAGUGGCGUUCCAGCGGCGCCUGGUGUUCACUAUCGGCAGCUCCCGGACCACGGGCGAGGAAGGCGUGAUCACAUGGAACGAUAUCCAUCACAAGACGGACCUCCGCCCUAAUACGCAAUUCGGUUACCCGGACCCCACUUACCUACAGCGUGUGAGGGAGGAGCUAGCUGCUAAGGGCGUGACAGAAGAGGACGUGAAAUCACUCGAUAAACAAACAUCUAAGUUUAUCAAGAAAGGAAAACAUGGAGCGAAAGCUAUUGUUCAUACAUGUAAUGUUGUUAUAAGAAUCAGCGAAAUCAAGGUGAGUGAAAGCAAAGGGAAACAAUUGUCAUUAAUUGCAGUAUUUAUUGAAAAGCAAAUGACAUCAGAACAGGGAGAACAGGGUGCGAAUGGUCCGAAAUCUUUGCAACGCCUUCCAUUUACAAGUUGCAUAUAUAAGGGGUUAAUGACGGGUUCAGUCAGCUUAAAAAUACACGUUGGUAAUAUAACGCGUCUUGUUGGCGUUCAAAUGAUUGUGUGUAGCGAAAACACAAUGGGUUCAAACGCUGGAACAAUAGCUAGACAAUUAUUUGACCUAGGUGGAGAUUCUUACAGAAGUUUGAAGACACAGGCGUUUUAUGAAUGUAAAGGAACUUUAAGGAUAGGUGAUGUGGUCACUACGGGCGGUGGAGAGCUUUGUUACGAAUUGGUUAUGCACAUGAUUAUUCCCCAAUACCAGAUCCUUGCAUUGCGUGAAGUAUAUAUGCGUAUUUUUAAGAAAACUUCACGUCUCGGUGUGUCAUCAGUAGCGGUACCGUUGUUGAGAACUGCUCGCGGAAAGUUUGCACCGAAAAGAAGCAUAAGCGCAUUGCUGGUAGAACUUGAAAAGUUUAGUACAAAAUAUCAACGAUACCUUGAAGUUCAUGUUGUGAUAGGUAAAGAAAAUACAGCUUCUGACGUCCACGAUUUUGUUGACCAGUAUGUUAAGGAUCUUUGGAAAAGCAAGUAUAAGGAUAUUCUAGAGAUAUCGGAAAGACAAAGAGCGCCUGCUGAAUGUGACAGAAGUAAAGACGAUUAUCGGGAAAGCGAAGAGCGCCGUUUGAAUGUGAUUACCUUAAAGACGAAGUAUCGGGAAGACGACACACGCCUGCUGGAUGUGAUAACAGUAAAGACGCGGUAUCAAAAAAAACAAUAUGAGUACAAUUCAGACCAUGUAUCGGAAAUACGACGAGCGUCUGAUAGAGGUGAUAACAGCAAAGACGAUGUAUUGGGAAGACGACAAACGACGGCUGAAUGUGAUAACAGUAAACUCGAGGUAUCGGGAAGACGACGAACGACUGCUGAAUGUGAUAACAGCAAAGACGAUGUAUCGGGAAGACGACGAACGACUGCUGAAUGUGAUAACAGUAAAGACGAGGUAUCGGGAAGACGACGAACGACUGCUGAAUGUGAUAACAGUAAAGACGAGGUAUCGGGAAGACGACGAACGACUGCUGAAUGUGAUAACAGUAAAGACGAUGUAUCGGGAAGACGACGAACGACUGCUGAAUGUGAUAACAGAAAAGACGAGGUAUCGGGAAGACGACGAACGACUGCUGAAUGUGAUAACAGUAAAGACGAGGUAUCGGGAAGACGACGAACGACUGCUGAAUGUGAUUACAGUAAAGACGAGGUAUCGGGAAGACGACGAACGACUGCUGAAUGUGAUAACAGUAAAGACGAGGUAUCGGGAAGACGACGAACGACUGCUGAAUGUGAUUACAUUAAAGACGCGGUGUCGGGAAGACGACGAGCGCCUGCUGAAUGUGAUAACAGUAAAGAUGACUUAACUGGUAGUUGUCAUGAAAGCAUCAAAAAGGGUUCAGCCGAAGGUUCUUUAAGGCCCAAAACAAAAACCUAUAAAACGCUAUUAAGUCCUGUUGGUAACGCUUUAUCAGGAAAACGACAAGAGUCUGCGGAAUGUGACGCCAGUAAAGAUGGCAGCAUAAAAAUUCCUACAGCCGCUGCGUCUUUAACAACAACAGAUACACUCAUGCCCACGGUGGUCAAAACGGAAGACAAGCCCGACGACUGUGUCAUAUGUAUGGAUGUUCCAAGAAGACCAAAGACGUUAAAAUGCGGACACACAUUUUGCAACGAAUGCGUUGUGAGCUUAUUCAAGAUAAAACCUUGCUGUCCUAUAUGCGGUAAAGUUUGUGGGAUGAUUUGCGGUGAUCAACCCAACGGCUCCAUGAUUAUAGAAAAGCAUUCGUCCAGGCUUUCUGGUUUUGAAAAGCACGACACGAUAUCCAUGUGUUACAGGUUUCCAGAUAGUCAACAAGGCGCAAACCACCCUAAACCCGGCGCGUUUGUACGGAAUAUCACACGGAUCGGUUACGUGCCUGACAACAACGAGGGGAGGCAGGUGUGCGCCAUGUUAGCCGUGGCGUUCCAGCGGCGCCUGGUGUUCACAAUCGGCAGCUCCCGGACCACGGGCGAGGAAGGCGUGAUCACGUGGAACGAUAUCCAUCACAAGACUGACCUCCGCCCAAAUACGCAAUUCGGUUACCCGGACCCCACUUACCUACAGCGUGUGAGGGAGGAGCUAGCUGCUAAGGGCGUGACAGAAGAGGAUGUGAAAUCACUCGAUAAGCAAAUAGCAAAGUUUAUCAAGAAAGGAAAACAUGGAGCGAAAGCUAUUGUUCAUACACAUACGUAAUGCUUGAAAAAUAGAGCAAGUUUGUAUAUAUCAUGACUGGCACGUAACUGGUGUCAAACUGUGUUUUCGUAUUUGUGAAGUCAUGAAUUAUAUUUCCCGUAUAUUGUAUUUGUGUUAUUAUUAAAUAUACCAUAUGUAUAAGGGUGGUUUUCAUAGACAAAGAAUGAAAUAUACUAUUGGUCAUUUGGGAUCAAAGCUUCAGAUAAACCUUACUAUAGUAGUGGGGGACAUAUUGUUUUUGCCCUGUCUGUUGGUUGGUUGGUUGGUCUGUUGGUUGGUUGGUCUGUUUGCGCCAACUUUAACAUUUUGCAAUAACUUUUGCUAUAUUGAAUAUAGCAACUUGAUAUUUGGCAUGCAUGUGUAUCUCAUGGAGCUGCACAUUUUUAGAGGUGAAAGGUCAAGGUCAUCCUUCAAGGUCAGAGGUCAAAUAUAUUUGGCCAAAAUCGCUCAUUUUAUGAAUACUUUUGCAAUAUUGAAGAUAGCAACUUGAUAUUUGGCAUGCAUGUGUAUCUCAUGGAGCUGCACAUUUUGAGUGGUGAAAGGUCAAGGUCAUCCUUCAAGGUGAGAGGUCAAAUAUAUGUGGCCCAAAUCGCUUAUUUUAUGAAUACUUUUGCAAUAUUGAAGAUAGCAGCUUGAUAUUUGGCAUGCAUGUGUAUCUCAUGGACCUGCACGGUCAAGGUCAAGGUCAUCCUUCAAGGUCAGAGGUCAAAUAUAUGUGGCCCAAAUCGGUUAUUUUAUGAAUACUUUUGCAAUAUUGAAGAUAGCAACUUGAUAUUUGGUAUGCAUGUGUAUCUCCUGGAGCUGCACAUUUUGAGUGGUGAAAGGUCAAUGUCAAGGUCAUCCUUCAAGGUCAAAUAAUUUUUUUUAUAAUUUGUAAUUGUUUGUUGUUAUUGUAAAAAUUCAUAUUCCAAACGCGGUAUUUUAAAACUUUGCCAAACAUAUCAUAGCUUCAAAAUGUAUGGAAAUUAAAACCAUCUGCGUUCGACAUGUCAGAAAGUCACAAAGAUAUGUUCAUUUUGUUUACAUGCUUUUAAUACGCUGUAGUCUGAACUGCAUUUAAUCAUAAACAUGACGACAUAAUGACUCUUCAGUCUGAGCGUUAUUUCUGCGUGCGUGACUUAUUAAAAAUACUUCGUUUGAUAGUGUGAACGCAUUUAUGAAUACAUACUCAAUUUAAAAUUUAAUCAUGAAAUUGUUUUGCACAAGGUUGUAAAUGGAAUCAGCGUAAUCAAGGUCAGUGAAAGUUUUUACAAAUUUUAGGGAACAUCUGUUCGUAAGCAUGUGGUAAUACUCUUUUUUGUAUCAAUAUUGGCAUUUUAAUGAUAUUAACUUGUUGUUAACUAUUUAGUUUUCCUGAUUUUAAUCCACGCAUAAAUGUUAUACUUUGUUAUACAAUUUGGCGAUAACUAAACAUUGUUUUUCUGAGGCAGGAUUAACAUAGUUAGAAUGUUAAAAAUUGUGUUAAUUGUAAACGAAAUGGGGUUUUUAUUUGCAAAAAAAGAUUGUUCUCUCGUUGAUGAGUUUAUAAAUGAAGCAUUUAAAAUAGCAUAUAAUAUGUAGUACUUGUGUUAUUUGCUGGAAAUAUGUAUAAUUGGUUCUUUAGUAAGAUUACAUAGUAACUUGUAUAACUUCUACUCAUAUUAUAUAUAUCAUAAUCUUAUGUUCCUUGUAUAUUGUAUCAUUUCAAAAUGUAUGUCAGUUUAAAUAAUUUUAACUGUUUACUGAGUUUGGAUUGAACAGUUACAAGUAGUUCUUAAUCUCUAAAAUGGAUUGUGAUUUGAUAGUUUUACCGGUCUGUUAACAACUACUAUCUCUAAAUUGUAUUGUGAUUGGAUAUUUUGUAGUUGAACAACUUUUAACUUUAACUUCAAUUCAUUGUUUUGUGAUUUGGAUAGAUUCGCGUUGAACUACGAUUAACUCUUAAUUGUAUUGUAAUUCAAUUUGUAUAAAUUAUUUUUGAAGUAAUAUCAACUCUUAAUUAUGGUGUGCUUGAAUUAUAUAGUUUUGAACUAAUACUUACUCUAAAUAGUAUUUUGAUUGCAAAGUGUUGUGUUGAACAACUGUUAAAACUCAAUCGUGUUGUGAUUUGAUACAUUCUCAUUGAACUACUAUUAAUUCUAAAUUUUAUUGUGAUUGUAUAAUUUCUUUUUUAAGUGCUAUUAAUCUAAAUUUGUAUUGUGAUUGUAUAAUUUCGUUUUAAACAAAAAUUAACUUUUAACCCUUAAUUUUAAUGUUAUUGUAUAAUUUCUUUUUUAACGACUAUUAACUAUAAGUUGUGUUGUGAUUGUAUAUUUUCUUUUGAACUUCUAUUAACUCUAAACUGUAUUGUUUAGUAUAAUUUCGUUUUAAAUCACUAUAAACUCGAAUUUUAAUUGUGAUUUGAUAAUUUUAUUGUGAUAAUAUAGUUAUGUGUUGAUCUACUAUUAACUCUCUCUAAAUUGCAUUGUCAUUGGAUAGCUUCAUGUAUACUGUUUCUUUUAUUUAUUGACAAAUGCAUUUAAUUGAACUGUUAUGCUUGAAACUCUUGUAAAUGUAUGCUUUUGCUUAGAUUGAAAGUUUAUGGAUCAGACAUUUUUAACUGUAUAAUUUAAUGUGAUUAAGCAGUUAUGAUUUAAACACAUGUACUUAAUCUUUGUGAUGAACGUGAUGGUAUACUAGCGAGUACAGAGUAUGGAUUUCUUGCCAUGUGAUCAGUCCCGUUUGAAUUUUAUGCAAUCCGUUAUUGUGGCGGUGAUAAUAUUCAACGUAAAAUGUCAGUCGACUUUUGUCAGCAUGUUGUUCCAAAUAAAUUAUUUGAAACCACAUGGUACAUUUCGGCCAAACUUGGCAUGAAACCAAUUUCUGGAUUUCAAAUAGUUUUUCGCACAACAUGAUACUGAAUUGACCUUUUAAAAUUUAUACAAAAUUAUAUGAUUCUUAAACAUUCACACCAGUGCGCGUGUGCUGUUUCUGUGAAUGUCUUUAUUUAAAAAAUUGAGUAGAUAGCAAUUAUCGGAUUUCAAAAUGAUUUCACAGAAAUGGUCCUUGGAUGACUUCUGCAUUAAACAAUAUAAAAAUAAUUUGUUUUGAGCAGUUGUGUGCCUUUUUUUAUUUUUAUUUCUUACAGAAUGUAUAACAAUAAAAAUGCGAUAUUCUAUGUUGCCUGUCAUAUAGUACCAUCUAAGCGCGGAAUUAAGUGUAAAAUAAUUGGUAAUAUUUGUAAAUGUUCACGAUGCGGACCUUUAGUUCUUAUGAACAAAUCUCAUAAUGAAAACCGCUUAUUUUGAAUAUUCAGAAUAAGUUGUUUGUUUUUUAUAAAAGAAAUUUCACUGCAUGCAAUACAGACAUAUCCUUAAAUUUAACCGAAAAUAAAACUACUUUAAUAAUUAUGUAAAUCUGCUGUAUCGAUAAUUUAUCAAAAAACUAUGCUAUCGUAACUAUUAAGUUAAUAAUUUGCUGCGAUAAUAGUUAUAGUUACAAUCAUAACUUAAUUCUUAAAGUAUUAUACUAAUAGUGUUAUUAUGCCUAUAAUUAUUAUUGUUAAUUGUUUAACAUUACGUAUUUCUAGAAUAAACAUCAUCAACCAAAUA